Messenger RNA from Lolium perenne, 972 nucleotides. RefSeq lists its product as uncharacterized. The record is from RefSeq and is a predicted model, not a curated record. NCBI's taxonomy places the organism in Eukaryota, Viridiplantae, Streptophyta, Magnoliopsida, Poales, Poaceae.
AUGUUCCUCCUAGUCUAUGUUGAUGAUAUUAUUGUGCUCAGUUCCUCCACUUCUGCCACAGAUAGGUUGAUUGCUGCUAUGCGUGAUGCCUUUGCUGUCAAGGAUCUUGGCACCCUUCAUUACUUUCUUGGUAUUGAGGUUCGUCGUCAGUCUUCUGGGAUUAUUCUUACUCAGAAGAAGUAUGCCAUGGAUCUUCUUCAGCGCGCCGGUAUGUUGAAGUGCACUCCUGCUUCUACUCCCAUGACUGUUGUUGAUAAGCUUUCUGCACAUGAGGGUGUUCUGUUGUCUGCUGAUGCUGCCACUCGGUAUCGCAGUGUUGUUGGUGGCCUGCAGUAUCUCACUCUUACUCGCCCUGAUUUGUCAUUUGCUGUCAACAAAGUCUGUCAAUAUCUACAUGCUCCUAGAGAACCUCAUUGGACAGCGGUUAAGCGCAUCCUUCGUUUUGUCAAGCUCACUGUUUGUCAUGGUUUGACUCUUCGCUCCACUCCCGAUACCCUGGUCUCGGCCUUCUCUGAUGCUGACUGGGCAGGGAAUUCUGAUGAUAGGCGAUCCACGGGGGGAUAUGCUAUCUUUUAUGGAGGAAAUUUGAUCGCCUGGAAUGCGCGUAAGCAAGCUACUGUGUCAGAGUCGGAGUAUAAAGCAGUUGCUAAUGCAACAGCUGAAAUUAUUUGGGUACAGUCUCUACUCAAGGAAUUAAAUUUUUCUUCAGCUCGAGUACCUAUUCUAUGGUGUGAUAAUAUUGGAGCUACCUAUCUCUCCUCUAAUCCAGUGUUUCAUGCUCGUACUAAGCAUAUUGAGGUUGAUUUUCAUUUUGUGAGAGAACGAGUAGCUAAACGGCAGCUUCAAAUCAAGUUCAUAUCAUCCAAGGAUCAGGUAGCUGAUAUAUUCACAAAGCCUCUUCCGUUACCUGCGUUUGAAGCAUGUCGUCGCAAUCUCAACCUCAUGGAGCCAGUUGAGAUUGAGGGAGGAUGA